Molecule: messenger RNA, 1139 nt
Organism: Drosophila grimshawi
Lineage: Eukaryota; Metazoa; Arthropoda; Insecta; Diptera; Drosophilidae
Gene: Sras
Product: CAAX prenyl protease 2
Exons: 2
Coding region: 98-1006 (302 amino acids)
Biological process (GO): CAAX-box protein processing
Cellular component (GO): endoplasmic reticulum membrane
Molecular function (GO): metalloendopeptidase activity
Source: RefSeq, a predicted model, not a curated record
CGCUUAUGCUGGGAUCGAACCAACAGCUGUUUUUGUAUAUCUUUUUUUCCGAGAAGAAACAUACAAAUUUAAUGACUAAUCUUGUAAGAAGCAAUAAAUGGACAACAUGAGUGAAAUGGCUGCUGAAAGCACAACACUGCCACACAUGACAGAAGCACUGCCCCAAAUUCCAGUGCUGCAAUCGGUUGGCUGCAGUUUUGUGUUGGCAGUCAUCUAUGUGGGCAGCCUCUACGUGUGGAACACCAAACACAAUCGCGAUCAUCCGACGACGAUAAAGCGCCGUUUCGCAAGCGUCUCGUGUGUCAUGUUGAUCGCACCGCUUUUCGUAUACUUCUUCUCGUCGCCGGAACUGCUGCAGCAAGAGCCAUUCCCCAAGCUGCUCGGCUUUCGCUGGCACGGAUUGUGGCAGGCCAUUGUGAUCCCAUAUCUGCUGACAGCACUCCUCUAUGCGGGUCCCAUCUUUGUCAACAUGCAGAACGAAUCAUGGCGCUCGUACUUUGACGUGGACUACUGGCGUGGCUCACUUGGGAAUAUUAUCUGGAUACGUAACCAUGUGAUGGCACCAUUGAGUGAGGAAUUUGUGUUCCGUGCCUGCAUGAUGCCACUAAUAUUGCAGAGCUUCACCCCCCUGACGGCGGUGUUUAUAACGCCUCUAUUUUUUGGCGUUGCCCAUUUGCAUCACAUCGCCGAGAGACUGAGCCUGGGCGUAAAGCUGAGCGCCGCUUUGAUGAUCGGUUUGUUCCAGUUCACCUAUACGACCCUCUUCGGUUUCUAUUCGGCAUAUCUGUUUGCCCGCACGGGGCAUUAUAUUGCCCCGUUGUUGGCCCACGCGGUGUGCAAUCAUAUGGGAUUACCAGAUGUGCAAGAUCUGUGGCAGCAGGAUCUGUGGCGACGCGUAGUUGCCUGCAUCUUAUAUCUGGUGGGACUCGCUAGUUGGAUUUAUCUGCUGCCCAUUGCAACUGAACCGUCUCUUUACGAUAAUAAGCUUUAUUGGAAUGUUAAGUAGUCGAAGCAAAGAAAUAGAAUUAGUCUAAUAACUGUUUUGUUGCCAUUGUAGUUCAUAUCACACUUAGCUGACUGUACAUUGUGUGUAACUAAGUCUUCCGUUAAGAAUAAAGCAUUCAACUAUUUUUACAGCA